This is a messenger RNA of Camelus dromedarius (Arabian camel), 5634 nucleotides long. It is a transcript of the gene COL23A1, whose product is annotated as collagen type XXIII alpha 1 chain. The record is from RefSeq and is a predicted model, not a curated record. The coding region runs from base 27 to 1631 and encodes 534 amino acids. NCBI's taxonomy places the organism in Eukaryota, Metazoa, Chordata, Mammalia, Artiodactyla, Camelidae. The transcript has 28 exons.
GAGAGCCCACGCGCCACCAGCGCGCCAUGAGUCCCGGCCAGCGCGCGGGCGGCGACGCGCCGAAGGGCGGCCUGGCGGGCAGCGGUGGCGGCGACGCGGGACGCCCGGCGACGGCAGCGGGGGCCUGGGCGCUGAGCGCGCUGUGCCUGCUGCUCUCCGCGGGCUCGGCGGCCGCCUGCCUGCUGCUGGGCGUCCAGGCGGCCGCGCUGCAGGGCCGGGUGGCGGCGCUGGAGGAGGAGCGGGCGCUGCUGCGGCGCGCGGGCUCGCCGGACGCCCUGGCCGCCUGGGCCGAACCGCACCUGGAGCGCCUGCUGCGCGAGAAGUUGGAGGGACUCGCCAAGCUGCGGACAGUUCGGGAAGCGCCAUCGGAGUGCGUCUGCCCCCCAGGCCCCCCGGGACGGCGCGGCAAGCCUGGAAGAAGAGGCGAUCCCGGGCCACCCGGGCAAUCAGGACGAGAUGGCUACCCGGGGCCACUGGGUCUGGAUGGCAAACCCGGACUUCCAGGCCCCAAAGGGGAAAAGGGUGCACCAGGAGACUUCGGCCCCCGGGGAGACCAAGGGCAGGAAGGAGCCGCUGGGCCCCCAGGGCCUCCUGGACCCCCUGGGGCCCGGGGCCCUCCUGGAGACACCGGGAAAGACGGCCCCAGGGGAGCACCAGGCCCCAUGGGUCCCAAAGGAGAAGCUGGACAAGACGGCGAGACGGGCCCGAGUGGACCCCCAGGGCCCCAGGGGCAUGAUGGGGCACCAGGCCAGCCAGGGGUCCCUGGACCCCCAGGGCCCAAGGGUGAAGCGGGGAGCGCGGGGCCUCGGGGAGAGAAUGGCCCGGAUGGCGCCCCAGGACCCAAGGGGGAGCCCGGCCACCCGGGAGCCGACGGAGCCACAGGGCCACGGGGUCCCCCAGGCCUCAAGGGCGAGCAAGGAGACACGGUGGUGAUUGACUACGAUGGCAGGAUCUUGGAUGCCCUUAAGGGUCCUCCUGGGCCACCGGGGCCACCAGGGCUGCCAGGGCUGCCUGGAGCCAAGGGCGAACUUGGACUGCCCGGGGCUCCCGGAAUCGAUGGAGAGAAGGGUCCCAAAGGACAGAAAGGAGACCCAGGAGAGGCUGGGCCAGCCGGACCUAAAGGGGAAGCAGGCGAGAUGGGCCUGUCAGGCCUCCCAGGCACCGACGGCCCCAAGGGGGAGAAGGGAGAGCCGGCAUCUGACAGCCUACAGGAGAGCCUGGCCCAAAUCAUAGUGGAGCCAGGGCCCCCAGGCCCGCCUGGUCCCCCAGGCCCCAUGGGCCUUCAGGGAAUUCAGGGUCCCAAGGGCUUGGACGGAGCAAAGGGAGAGAAGGGCGCGUCGGGCGAGAGAGGCCCCAGCGGCCUGCCUGGGCCGGCUGGCCCGCCAGGCCUCAUUGGGCUGCCAGGAACCAAAGGAGAGAAGGGCAGGCCCGGGGAGCCAGGACUCGAUGGUUUCCCUGGACCCCGAGGAGAGAAAGGCGACCAGAGCGAGCGUGGAGAGAAGGGGGAGCGCGGCGUCCCCGGUCGGAAAGGAAUGAAAGGCCAGAAGGGCGAGCCAGGACCCCCAGGCCUGGACCAGCCGUGUCCUGUGGGCCCCGACGGGCUGCCCGUGCCUGGCUGCUGGCAUAAGUGAUCCCCAGCACACAGCUGACAACCUGUACAGAUCCGUGUGGACAUUUUUAAUUUUUGUAAAAACAAAACAGUAAUAUAUUGAUCUUUUUUUUCACGGGCUGUACCACCAUCCCUGUGGCCUUUUAACAUUUGAGAGUGUGCCCGGCCCAGCCCCAGAACGCUCAGCAUGUGAAGCUGGUGGGAACAUGGACAGGCCCAGUGGGGGCACGACGUACUUGAGGGCCACCUGCGGGACUUGGCUUUCCCGGGAAGGAUCCGGGCCCAGGAGAGGUUGCAAAGACGCCGGCCAGGUUAGGCCUUCAGUCACCUGAUCAGCAGAGACUCUGGCUGUCCUGCUGCCCAGGGCCCACCCCAUCCAAAAAGGCUCAGGGCACGGAUGGCCAAGGCAGCUGCUCCAGGCGUCUCUGGCCUCGGCACUCAGCCACAGCCAGCUGCCCAUCCCUUGGGCCCACCGCCUGGGCCCUGAUUCAUCAGAGCAGGGCAGGACUCAUGCCCAGCACUUGCAGCCGGACACUGGGAGCUGUGGGAAGCACCCCAAGCAGGUGGAGCUCCCACCGAGUUCCGCAGGCCUCAGGAAGCAGCCUGCCUGCCGUGAGGACAAGCAUCCUGUGUCCAGGAGGAGAGGCCCAGCACUAUGAUCGCCACCGUGUGGACCCAGCUGCGGGGAGCCCUAUGAUCCCCGAGUGUGGAGGGCAGCAGGUCCCAGGCUGGGUGUCUGCCGCUUCCUGUCUAUCUCCACGCCCCUCCAGAGCAGGGACAUGAUGGGACUGAUGAGAUGGACCUCCAGCUCAGAGUUUGGGUCUCACUGGCCCCAAGUCUCCCAGCCAGGGGAACUCUGGCCAAAAAUGAGUGUGCAGAUGAAGAGAGCCUCAGGGCUGGCUCCAGGCAGGCCUGAGUAGGGGGCCUGUGACCCGAGCUAGUGACCCUCUGAGAAGCGGCUGCCCCACCUCUGACAAGGGUUCCCAGCCACCACCUCUGACCCGGCCACUUGCCUGCCCCCUGUGUAGACAGAUACUGUUGCGUGUAGUAAACCACAGAUGUGCGUCUGGGUGUGCCUGUCCUUGCAGACUGCCCCUGGCACCACCACCAAGCGAGCUUUCAGCCUGGCCUUCGCUAGGUGGGGAGGGAUAAGGGGACUGUCCCUGGGCCGGAGCCACCCCAGAAACCAGAGGAAGUAGCUCAGAGUCAGGGCAAAGAUGGGGCUUGGCGUUGUGAAGACAAAGACUCAAGGCACGGCCCUGCCAUGCUGCCACCUGAGCCCCCUUGUCCAGCCACCCGAAUUACCAAGCCCCUGUGUGGCCUCUGACCGCUGCAUAACAAAGCACCCCCAAAUCUUCUGCCUUAAAACAGUGAGCCUUUCUACUUGUCUCUCACAGCUCUGGGGUAAUGGGCUCAGCUGGGUGGUUGUGGCUCAGACUUGCCACACCUGCUGGUUGAUGCUGGCUGUCAGCUGGGACCCCCGAUGGCCAGGACACCUCUGUGUGUGUGUGUGUGUGUGUGGUCUGGGCUUCCUCACAGCAUGGCUGCCAGAUUCCCAGGUAGACCUCAGUCACCUUUUAUGGCCAAGCCUCAGAGGUCAGGUGGUGUCACUUUCUGCCAAGAUCACAGGUUCACCCUCAUUCAUCACCCUCAUUCAAGGGAUAACUGUUGACAUUGCAUUUUAAAGAGAAAAUGUGGGGUAGGCGAUCUUGCAUCAGCCGUCCUAGAAAAUUCAACCUGUCACUUCGUUGACGCUUACACUCAGACUGUGGUCUGGGGAGAAGCAACUGGGCGGAACACAUGAAGAACCUAGGACAGGUGGAGCACCCAGAAGCGACCACAGUCGUGAGUUCCCUGUCUCCUCCUCACUCCAAGACAAAGCCAGUGCCACAGUCUUACAGCGUAUUUCUACAUCUCUCAUCCCAGCUGGUCUUUACAACAGUCCCAAGAGAGGGACUCAGUGAACGUGCCCAUUUCUCAGAUGGCAAAAUCGAGCACACCCGGGGCGGUAUAGACAAGAAGAGGCCUGCAGUGACAGUGUCUCAGCCUUCUUCCUCCAAGGACUGAGGCCCAAGGAGGCCACACUAUGGGUAGUAUGGGUAGUUUCCCCCCCAGACCCCGCUAUGUGGCCUCCUCGCUAAGCAAGAGGCCCAGCCACCUGCUGGCUAAGGAGAAAGAAAGCCCCCACUUCUGUUUCCCUCAGUUACUGGCACUAAGUGGAAGUCGUGUGGGUCACCAGGGAAGCCAUAGUGUGAAAAGAAAGAGAAACAUGGUGAGGCUGUGAUGACUGAUGGAGGCUACUGGGCGUCCAAGUGUCCUCUGGAGUUCUGGCGUCACCGCACCAAGCCACUGCACACUACAAUUUGUAAUUUGCUCCUCCCUGCACCCAGGAACCUCACCGGAUCCCCUCUCCAACCCUGUGAAAGACAAGACCACUUUGGUUGGUGUCCCUAUUUCUGCUUUACAUGUGGGAAAAGUGGGGCUCCGAGGGGUAAGUCCCCUGCCCAGGGAUACGCAGCCAGGACGUGGUAGCAGGUGUAGGACGGGACCCAGGCUCUUGGGUGUCCUCCAGUUUGUCUCUCUGAAAUUGCUUGGCAGGGCAUGGAGUCUGUGGGCAGGGCCAUGAUGCUGGGUGACUGGCAGGCAGAUCCUCAUGAGGGUAGAAGCCACAAGUACCCCGACUUCCCCAGAUAAUCCAGGAGGUCCUUUCCAGUGCCAUCCAGCAGGACAGGGCCAUUCAUGGCUCACUGCUGCCCUCUUGUGGCCUCAUGCUGUGUAUUCUUAGGUCUGCAAACUUCAAAAUUUAAAGUGCAGAGUACUCUAAGAGCUUAGAGUAGGGUCAAGAAACUACAGAAGAGUGAAUGACUUGCUAAGGUCCCAGCUGAGACACUGGGGAGCACCUUGCCUUGCAGCUGAGCUUCAGGGAUUGAGGGGCUCAUGUCCCCCUGCCAAGAGGGCAGCUGUGCCCCACACUAGCCCCUUCCAGAAGUGAGGAAACACAUUUACUGAGCCCCGCCGUGUGCCACGGCAGCUAAACUAAUUACAAGGAUGACUGUUCCCCUUUUGCAGAUGAAACUGAGGCCCAAGAGGAGUGGGCUUGCCCAGGCCUCCUUCCUCCUCAUCCCCAGGAUACAGCUAGAAAUGCACGGGAUGCUUUCAGUCAUCACAAUGGUCGGGGGAACACUCCUGGUACUGGUGGGUAGGGCCAUGGAUAGCAGACAUCUGAGACGCAGGAGACAGUCCUGCCCAAUGAUAAAUCAUCUAAGAAUGUAACACCCGCGUUGAGAAACAGCUUGCCCUGGCUUCAAGUCUUGACUCAGCUACUUCCUCGUACCCCCUGCCCUCUUGGCCUCCAGUAGCACCUCAAAGGUCAGGCAUGACAUGAUGGACAGAGGCAUGCUUUGCAUGGGGCCAGAGGAAGGAAAGAGUGGGCUCUUCUGAACAGGAAGAACGGGAGUCUUCCUGGAGUUGUCCUGCCCCUGUUGGAGAUACUCUUGGCCCAGGAAAUGGCCCAGCUUGGUCUGACCUCCAACCUCCUGACCCUGGACAUCCUGGGAGUGAACUGGGCCUGACUGCGGCCUUCUCACCCUCUACCCUGAGGCAGGAGAAGUCUCUGUGCCAACCUGACUUCUCUGAGCUGCUCUGGGCCACAAGAUAGGCUUGUGUUUGGGCUCAAGAUAGGGCCAAAGAUGGGCUUCACACAGGACUCUCAGUCUCCCUCUGCCACACACACACACACACACACACACACAACACAUACACAAACAUACACAAACAUUCACAUUGCAUUUAAAGCUGGUCACAAGCAACCUCUCUUGGUCAACUUGGGAGGGAUUUUUUUUUUCACGAAGUCAUACCUAAGGUUCAAUUCAGCUUUAUAAUUUAAAGGAAGAAACUCCAUUCAGUUUGCAAAGACGAAAAAGUUCUGGAGAUGGAUGGUGGUGAUGGGUGCACGUGAGGUACUUAAUGCCACUGAAUGUGUACACUUAAACAUGUUAAAAAUGGUAAAUUUUAUGUUAUGUACA